This is a messenger RNA of Marasmius oreades (fairy-ring Marasmius), 790 nucleotides long. RefSeq lists its product as uncharacterized. The transcript is spliced from 4 exons. NCBI's taxonomy places the organism in Eukaryota, Fungi, Basidiomycota, Agaricomycetes, Agaricales, Marasmiaceae. The record is from RefSeq and is a predicted model, not a curated record. Bases 190 to 612 code for a protein of 140 amino acids.
CUGCGCAUGCGCCCUGAGUAAGAUGGCCUAAAGUCUCAGGCCAUAGAUUUCCUCAAACUUUCUGGAGCCUCUUUUACAUAUCUCUUACUGAGAUAGACUGGAUAUUAAUAGGCUAUCUGUGCUUGCAAACAGAAACAAACUCUGUAAGUACGCGUAAACCGCGACUGACAACUCUCCUUGACUACGAACAUGUACUUCUCCGUCGUUCUUUCUCUGCUCACUGUGGUCUCUUUUACCUCGGCUCAAAGCUUACCUUCUUGUGCUUUGCAAUGCAUCACAUCCGCCGAUACUAGUGGAUGCGGCGGUACAACUGACACUGCGUGCUUGUGCAAGGAUCCAACCUUCGUCAAUUCCACCUUCCAAUGUGUUCAGGCGAAGUGUCCCAGCAGCGACGUCUCGACUGCUCUCUCUGCUGCCCAAAUGCUUUGUGCCGGAGCGGGUGUUUCUGUUUCCCUUCCUGCAAGUUCGGCCGCGACUGGGACCUCUAAUGUAUCUAACUCGAGUGCAUCUCCCACCCCCACGUCCCAAAAAUCUGCUAAUGGGGCUUCGGCUUCAGCAGUCAACAUCAUCGCUGGCUUAAUCGGUGCCGGUGUUGCUGCGUUGGUACUCUGAUUUCUUGGGCCCAAUGCCUGGAAACACCGAUACUGUAGCACGGAAUCAUGUCGACGGACCGUUUCGAAUUAUCGUAAUCAGAACCGGAAAAAAGAGUGUGAUACAGAUGAAUCCCCUAUAAUGCAUAUGUCCGAUAAUGCAUACUUUCCAAAAAUGCAUUGAUUUUCGGCUUCACCGA